Nilaparvata lugens (brown planthopper) is the source of this 1633-nucleotide messenger RNA. RefSeq names its product 3'(2'),5'-bisphosphate nucleotidase 1. Bases 138 to 1148 code for a protein of 336 amino acids. Gene Ontology annotation, molecular function: 3'(2'),5'-bisphosphate nucleotidase activity. Lineage: Eukaryota; Metazoa; Arthropoda; Insecta; Hemiptera; Delphacidae. The record is from RefSeq and is a predicted model, not a curated record. The transcript has 7 exons. Gene Ontology annotation, biological process: phosphatidylinositol phosphate biosynthetic process.
AGCGGUUUUAGUUUUUGCUUUUGUUUUGUGGUUCUCAAAAUAUUAAAGCCAUUAUCUGGUUAAGCUGUAUGACCUUGCUUACAUUUCCUUGUUGUUUUUCACUACUUAAUUUACUUCAGGUCUAAAACUUGGUGAAGAUGGCUCAAAGUGCACCUCUGUUCAUUCGUAUGGUAGCCUCAUCCAUAGCAGCUGCCAAUAAAGCUGGUCAGAUUGUACGUGAUGUCAUGAAAAAAGGGGAUUUAGGAAUCAUUGAUAAGUAUUCGAACUCCCCUCCAAGCUAUCUGAGACUAAUGCUGUUGAGAAUCGGCUCACAAUUGAAUUUCCCUUUCCAGGGAAAAAACGACCUGCAAACCGAAGGUGACCGGUCGGCACAGCGCUGCAUCAUUGCGUCUCUCUCGCACCAGUUUCCCGGCGUCACCAUAAUCGGAGAGGAGGAGGACACCUCCUCAUGUCCUGUGCCGGCUGACUGGGUGGUCACCACCUCUGAUGAGGAGGUGCUCGGCAUUGAGUGUCCCAAGGAGUACCAGGAUGCUACCGUCAAAGAUAUUGUAGUUUGGGUGGAUCCUUUGGACGGCACAGCUGAAUACACACAAGGUUUCCUAGACCACGUGACCAUUCUGAUCGGCAUUGCCGUUCGCAACCGAGCCGUUGGCGGGGUGAUACACCAGCCGUUCUACAGCAGUGGGACACAGAGUGGGACAGAUAGUGGGACACUGGGCAGGACACUGUGGGGCAUAGUGGGAGCGGGUGUGGGUGGCUUUCAGCCGGCAUACGUGGAGGGGGACCGACGGGUGAUCACUACGACCAGGUCGCACCUCACCCCGACCGUGCAGGCGGCUGUUGAUGCUAUGAAGCCGGAUGAGGUGUUGAAAGUGGGUGGCGCGGGGCAUAAGGUAAUGCUGUUACUGGAAGGCAAAGCCAACGCCUACAUGUAUCCGACAAAGGGCACUAAACGGUGGGACACCUGUGCGCCCGAGGCAGUGUUGCACGCCAUGGGUGGCAAGCUGACCGACAUGUAUGGCAACUACUACAGUUAUGCCGGUGACACCAAUGUGGCCAACCUAGAUGGAGUGCUGGCCACAGCCAAGGCUCAAGACCACCACUUCUAUCUCAAGGUCAUAUCGGAUGUUGUCAAACCUGCUUCAUAGCUGGUCAAGUGGUUGAUGACGAUCUUCAACAAGUGAAUAUAUGAGGAUCGUUCCAGACGAUUUUCAACUAAUGAGUUCUAGUCCAGUCAAUAUAGACAUAAAAAGGGGGUGUGCUUGCAAUUUAUAUUGUAGUUCUGAUUUUUUAAUAUAUUAUUUGGGUACCUAAGAGAAGUCCAGAACCAAUUUCUUUGUGCUAGAAACAGAGUGGCCCAAAAACCUCGUAUUUUCGGCUCAUUUUCCAGUUGACAGCUAUUUCUGCCAAAUCUCGUAAUCGGACAGAAAAAUUUGCUCUCGUCUUUUAUUUAGAUUAUAAAAUGCUGAAUGAAGUGAGAUCAUUCGAAACUUUCUAUCUCCAAUGCGUACUGAGUUAUGAUUUUUCAAAAAUUAGUGAAAUUUGAAGAAAAAAAUCAAUUUUGAUGAAUUUAAGGGCCGGUUUCCGAGCUCGGGAUUUGGCUAAGUUCUAGACUUCAACCAGCUGGAGAAAG